Messenger RNA from Xylona heveae TC161, 2976 nucleotides. RefSeq lists its product as hypothetical. Gene Ontology annotation, biological process: protein dephosphorylation. The coding region runs from base 1 to 2976 and encodes 991 amino acids. Gene Ontology annotation, molecular function: protein tyrosine phosphatase activity. The record is from RefSeq and is a predicted model, not a curated record. The transcript is spliced from 3 exons. NCBI's taxonomy places the organism in Eukaryota, Fungi, Ascomycota, Xylonomycetes, Xylonales, Xylonaceae.
AUGACGACCACCGCGAGGCAUUCUCAACGUUCCUCUUGGGACUCUCCGCAACCAUAUCCGCAAAAACGAUUACAUCGCAACCCCUCGGCCGUGAGCCCAGAACUCAAACCGCAAUCUCCCUCGACCAGUGCCACCCUUCCGAACUUCACCAUGCCCCCCUUCUUCGCCAGCCCCCACUCGCCCCGUCAACCUCAAACCAGUCCCGGUUACUUCAAUCUCAAAGUCGAACCCGGCACGAACGCCUCCGACUCGGAUGCCGUCCGCUAUACCAGGCAAAACUGGUCUCCAGAUUCGUUGAAUAAAUCCCCUCAAUCGACUGCCGCUCCAUCGCCCCAGAUCCUGCCGCCUGGUGCAAACUCGGAGUUUGAAGCCUUUCGCAGGCAGUCCGAAAGUGGCCUCGUCUUCAACCUGAGCCAUGGAAAUCUGUCUCAUUUUGCCAAGAGAUCGAGCAUUCAAGCAUCCAAUGUGCUCGAGGGCAGCACCCAGCCACCACGAAUAGCUUCGCCAGCAGCACCACCACCACCACCACCACCACCAGCACCAGCAGCCUUCCAACCAGCGCCGCCUCUGGGAGACCAACCAAAUCUAUUUGAGUCGCACACCCCUAGACCGUCUUCCAAUAAUACCACGCCUCGGCCAGACGCGCCGCCAAUCCCCUCCUUUUUCGAUGCUACUCGGCGUGAGUCUCCCGCUGCCCUCUCACCCACAGAUUUUGGCAAACAAUGCGACAAUCGUAUCACACAGCUGGAUGAUCGCCAUCCCCGUCUGUCUAUGCCCCAGAUUGUUCCGGGCCCGCCCUCGCCCGCAGGAAAGACGCGGGAGCCUGUAAAGCGCACAGAGACUGCUCCCAUGAAUGGCAACGACGACGGGCCGACAAUGAUUGUGGCCCAAGAUCUCGUGGAAUUGCUCAAAAGUCGUCGAAAGGAGACCCUGUUAUUGGACGUUCGCGUAUAUCCGCAGUAUGCACAGUCCCGCAUCUCCGGCGCGCUUAACCUGUGCAUCCCGACCACCUUGUUAAAGCGACCCUCGUUCAAUCUGCAAAAGCUCGCCGAGACCUUUACCAAUGAGGAAGAGCGAGCGGCCUUUGAACGCUGGCGAGAAUGCAAAUAUAUUGUCGUCUACGACGCCGCAUCGGUGCUGUUGAAAGAUGCAGUCUCCUCUGUCAAUACCCUAAAGAAGUUUGCAGGUCACGGGUGGCACGGAAAGUCUAUGAUCUUGCGAGGUGGAUUCUCCGACUUUGCACGCCACUGCCCGGCCCUGGUGAAUGACACGCCCGCAUCACACUUACCAGCCGCCCGUAAAACGCUCUCGAUUGCCUCAUCUAUGCCAGGUGCCGCUCCUGUGGCCGGUGGCUGUGCCAUGCCCGCGUCAAAGUCUGCGGCGAAUCCCUUCUUCUCCAACAUUCGCCAAAACAUGGACCUCAUCGGUGGUGUUGGGCAGUUGGCCGUGACGCAACCGCCAUCGAUGACCAAGCAGAACGAGGCUCGCUUGCCAGCGUGGUUGCGUGAAGCAUCUGCGGAUCAGGAUCAGGGAAAGUGUAUCUCGGAGAAGUUUUUCCACAUUGAAAAGGCCGAGCAGAAACGUAUGCAGGAGGCUCUCUCUGGGGGUGUGCAUUAUGGUACCCCUGAACCGGACGCGCCCAAGUCUGUCCAGAUUGCAGGUAUCGAAAAGGGAACGAAAAAUCGGUAUAAUAACAUCUGGCCGUUUGAUCACUCUCGGGUCAAACUCCAGGGUGUGCCUCAAGGUUCCUGCGACUACGUGAAUGCAAGCUACAUCAAGGCCCCCUGGAGCAAGAAGCAUUACAUUGCCACGCAGGCGCCUAUUCCUGCUACCUUUGAUGACUUUUGGCGAGUUGUCUGGGAGCAGAAUGUGCGAGUUAUUGUGAUGCUUACGGCCGAGAUGGAGGGCGGCCAACUCAAAUGCCAUCCCUACUGGAAAGGCAAAGAGUUCGGCGCCUUGCGGCUCGAAGCGCUGUCGGAACGUCGUGUGUCUUUGGAAGCCGCUCGGAGUACGUAUUCUGGGGACCGGAAUGGCAGUGGUUUCGGACGACGGAAAUCUACUCAGACCGACUCCAGCUCGACGAGCAAGGACAUUGGCACGCCUGGCGGAGAACAGCGAUUCAUCAUUGUCCGGAAGUUUUCACUCUUUCAUACUGCAUUUCCAUUUACCCCGAUGCGUGAAAUAACCCAGCUUCAAUACUCGAGCUGGCCGGAUUUCGGCGCCCCCGCACAUCCAUCUGACUUGCUCGGUUUAGUCGACCAGUGCAAUGCAGUGCUGCGCGCUACAUAUUCGCCUUCAAUGAUUACGCAAAAGGGCAAUUCGCCCGACCCGACAAGCCAAAGCCCAAUACUCGUUCAUUGCAGUGCCGGAUGUGGUCGGACAGGGACAUUUUGCACCGUCGACUCGGUCAUCGAUAUGCUGAAACGGCAAAAGCUCGGCUGGGGAGUCGACACUGGCUCUGGAAGCAACAAGGUCAACCUUGAUAGUCCCAGUGUGAUCAGCCCCAUGGACAUUGACGCUGGCGAUCGAGCCCCUCGGUCGCCUCGCCUCGCGAAGCAACAGGGCGACGACAACAACAACAACAACAACAACAACAAGAAUGAAGGAUCGGAUUGGAAGCGGCGGGACGACCUUGACCUAGUCGAAAAGACGGUCGAAGCGUUCCGAGACCAACGUCUCAGUAUGGUCCAAAGUCUACGGCAGUUUGUCCUCUGCUAUGAAAGUGUACUUGAAUGGCUGGUUGUACAGCAACAGCAGCAGCAGCAGUCUCCAUCAUCAGCAUCAUCAUCAUCCAUGUCAUCAUCAAUAACGUUACCAUCAGCAUCCGCCGAACAUGGUUCAUUUGCACAAAGAGCGGCGUCGCGGUCGGAAGAACAUUUUUCCAACAAUCAAUUUAGAUUGGACACGAACAACAACAACAACAAUAGGGAUCGGGAUCACGGCGCGGGCGGCAAUGGUUACUUUGGUUUUUCUUAG